Molecule: messenger RNA, 1625 nt
Organism: Microplitis mediator
Lineage: Eukaryota; Metazoa; Arthropoda; Insecta; Hymenoptera; Braconidae
Exons: 3
Coding region: 855-1625 (256 amino acids)
Biological process (GO): DNA integration; DNA recombination
Molecular function (GO): DNA binding
Source: RefSeq, a predicted model, not a curated record
GUUGUGUAUGUUGAUAUAAUUUAAUUUCUUUUGUCCUGUUCUUAAAAACCACGAAAAGUAUUAAUACAAACAAAUCGUAAAAUUGAAAAAAUUUGACCGCAUAUUUCUAAUCAAUUAUCAACUAUAAAAUAUUGUAUUGAGUGGAAAUAAUAAAAAAUAAAAAAAAAAAAAAUGAACGUGUUAUCAUCAUCAGAUGAUUCUUCGGACGAUGAGGAAACUCUGAGAAAUUUUGAUGCGGAAGCUAAUCUGAUAAUAUUAACUGAUACGUUGCCGAAGAAGUCUGCAGAGAAAUACCUAACAAAUCAUGAGGCCUAUAAAAAAUGGCUACAAGAACACAGAGAUUCUUUAUCUAAUUCUGAUAAAAGUAACCUAAUUGUAUACUUUAAAGAAUUAAGUAAGAGGUUACAACCGUCGAUUAUAUGGUCUACAUGGUCCAUGUUAAAAAAGACAUUAAAUACUAAUGAUAAUAUCGAUAUUGGAAAAUUUCAAAAUUUAAAAAGUCUGGUUAAAAAUAAUUCUAAAGGUUUUAGGCCUAAAAAAUCUUUAGUGUUGAAAUGGAAUGAUGUUAUAAAAUUUAUCGAUGAUGCAUCAGACGUAACACAUUUGGAUCAAAAGGUUAUCUUGAUAUUUGGUAUUUCUGGGGCCCUCCGAUGUCAAGAAAUCUAUAACCUUAAAAGACAAGACGUAGAAGAUCUUGGGAACCGGUAUCUUGUUUCUGUUAACAAUACUAGAAAUGAUGUGCCUCGGCAGUUUAUAAUUGGCGAAUUUUUUUACGUAAGAGUCAAAAAAUACAUAUCAUCGAGACCGAAGGAACCAUUUUCUGAUAAUUUCUUCGUACAGUAUCGCAGAGGAAAAUGUGUUCACCAAAAUAUUGGAAGAAACACCAUUGGGACAACACUUCAAAUAUUGCGUUAUUUCUAAAUUUACCCGAUCCAAAACGUUAUACUGGCCAUUGUUUCCGAAGGACUGCUGCCACAUUGUUGUCUGACUCAGGUGCUAAUACAACUAUGCUUAAACAACUGGGUGGUUGGAAAUCAACAGCUAUAGUCCAAAGCUAUGUUGAGAAUUUAUUAAAAACUAGGGAAAGAAUUUUUAAUAGAAUUACUGGUACAGUUGGUCCUGACGUUAAUAAUAAUUCGAAACCAUCAACUAGCUCAAGCAACUCGACAAUGACAAAUCAUGGAAAUUUACAAUAUGCUGACACUGCUGACCAAGAUUUUGGAGAUGAUUUCAUAUUUGAUGCCGAAGACUUAGUUAAUAUUGAUAAUUUAAAUAUACCCGAAAAAACUAUAUCACCACCGCCAUCAACAACAAUAACGACAGCACGAACACCAACAACCGCGUUUACAACACAUGCUCGAAGAUCACCAUUAGUAACUCAGCCUACACACUUUACUACGAAAUCACCCAUCAACAUUUUUUCCAAACAGCAGAAAAAUGAACCACCAGCAAAAAGAUUUAAAUCUAACUCCCUAAGAACUCUUUCGAAAGAAAAGAAAUUAAAUUUAGCUUCGUACGCAGAUACUCGCAACACUUUUAAUAACUGCACUUUCAAUGGCAACAUUACUAAUAAUUUUUAUUGUUCAUGUAUGCCUAAUAAUUCUGAUGAAUGUGAUGAAAAAUAA